Coccidioides posadasii C735 delta SOWgp is the source of this 895-nucleotide messenger RNA. RefSeq lists its product as uncharacterized. Gene Ontology annotation, cellular component: TRAPP complex. The record is from RefSeq and is a predicted model, not a curated record. Gene Ontology annotation, biological process: endoplasmic reticulum to Golgi vesicle-mediated transport. Lineage: Eukaryota; Fungi; Ascomycota; Eurotiomycetes; Onygenales; Onygenaceae.
UGGAAAAUCAGGGGACAUGCAAAUUCCAUGAAUUUUUUUUAAUGGUACCUUUCCUUCCAGAUAGUGACCCAUCCUUGAUUCAAGGGGGUUUGGUUGACGUUACCAUCCCGCCGUACCUGCCAUUGCGCCUUACGCUGGCGAGAAUCCAAUUCUCCUGAUGACUAUGACCUGACACCAAUCGCAAUGGUCGUAUUCUCGCUCGUCAUCAUCAACAAAGCCGGCGGCCUCAUCUACCAGCGCGAGUUCCAAGCUGGGCUACAGAAACUCUCCACAAAUGACUACCUUGUCCUAGCCGGUACCUUUCAUGGCGUCCACGCCAUCACACGCUCUCUCACACCGCGAAUUGCUACCGGGUCGCCGUCAACAUCUACAUCGACCUCGAGCACGACGCCGACCACCCAUUCCACCCUCCCCAACCCAGGCCUACCGAAAACUGGGCUCGAAGUGCUUGAAACGGAGAAAUUCCGCCUGACAUGUUUCCAGACCAUCACCGGCACGAAGUUCUUGCUAUUCACCGAUCCAUUGAUGCCCAACGUUGAUACGCUGAUGCGCAAGGUCUACGAAUUAUACGCGGAUUAUGUGAUGAAGAAUCCGUUCUAUCAGAUCGAGAUGCCGGUCAGGUGCGAGGCUUUCGACCGGCAUUUGGGCACGUGGUUGAGAAGUCGAGGUUAAACAAAUAGAGGGCGUGGUGGAUCCGUGAUGUUGCCAUUUGCACCAGCAAUACAUAUGACACUUUCAAAGCAAUUUAUUUAGUCGCUGCUACGGGACGAGCAGCACACUAUAACCGAAAUAUUGUGCUCGGUUUAACUUCAUAAAACGUACGCCAAUAACACCAGGGAUGCAUCGAGCAUAGAAAUCUAGAUAGAUAUAACAACCUAUUCUAAAUAACGCCAUC